Molecule: messenger RNA, 766 nt
Organism: Neohortaea acidophila
Lineage: Eukaryota; Fungi; Ascomycota; Dothideomycetes; Mycosphaerellales; Teratosphaeriaceae
Exons: 2
Coding region: 119-661 (180 amino acids)
Biological process (GO): post-translational protein targeting to endoplasmic reticulum membrane
Cellular component (GO): TRC complex
Source: RefSeq, a predicted model, not a curated record
UUUACGACGGACGUCCAGGAUCUCGGGUUGGUCUGAGCUCGCGGGUGCUCCGACCUCAGGUCGAGUCCUUGGCCUCCAUUUCUCUCCUCUCUACAACCCGCUCUCCUCGAAUGGCGACAUGGCCACCGCCCCGAUAAUCCCCGCUCCUCCGCAAGACAUCGAAGAGAUUCAGCUCCUCGACAACUCCCUCGUCUUUCCCGCCUUCACCGCCCAGACAGCAUGGGCUCUCGGAUGUCUGCUUCGCACCAAGCUGCAGGCGCUGGAUAAACCUGCCAUUGUCGACAUUUCCCUCGUCCACGGCAAUCACUGUCUCUUUCAUUGUGCGACUCAGUCUGGCACGAGUCCCGAUAAUGAUUCGUGGGUGGAGAGGAAGCGGAAUACCGUGUUGCGAUGGGGAACUUCAACGUGGUACAUGUCGCGGAAGUUUAUGGGCGAUUACAAGACGUUUGCAGAGAAGACUGGGCUGGGGAUUGACGCUGCAAGAUAUGCUAUACACGGCGGAGGAUGGCCGGUCCGAGUCCGCGGCGUGGAAGGCGUUGUCGCAGUUGUCGUGGUUUCCGGUUUGAAGCAGGAUCAAGAUCACGCUAUCAUUGUGCAGACUGUCGGCGAGAUGCUGGAAGAGUUGAGUGAGGAUACUGGGGAGAAGAGGAAGGAAGAUUGAGGGGAAGGACAUCCUCGACUCGACUCUGAAGGCUUGAAGAACGUGCGUGUGGAGGAUGGUAUGGCAGAAGCCAAGGAUGUAAUCAGCGCAUCAGUGGCAUUAAUG